Molecule: messenger RNA, 2838 nt
Organism: Coprinopsis cinerea okayama7#130
Lineage: Eukaryota; Fungi; Basidiomycota; Agaricomycetes; Agaricales; Psathyrellaceae
Exons: 12
Coding region: 1-2838 (945 amino acids)
Molecular function (GO): protein binding
Source: RefSeq, a predicted model, not a curated record
AUGUCUGCAGAGCGGGCUCUCCACGCCAAAAACGAAGGAAACAAGCUUUUCAAAGAAGGCAAACUUGAAGAGUCGGUAAAACAAUAUGAAUUGGCAACAAAACUUGACACAGCGAACCCAGUAUAUCCUUCCAAUCUGAGCGCAGCGCUGUACGAAACAGGCCAAUAUGGCGCCUGUGUGGACGCCAUCUUUGAAUCUUGGUCGCGUAAACCUGAUGAGGGCGUCGCAAAAAAACUUUCGGCGCGUCUUCCAAAGGCGCUUGUCUAUGGCCUACACACCGGGACCAUAAAAUCCACGCUUUUCAGAGAUCGCCAAAGCGAAAUCGAUGCUUUGAAGUCUCUAGCUGCGGGAGAUGAAGUCUGGGCACUCUGCGGGAGGGUGGUCUCCAAAUCCCUGGAAAAUUUCGAGAGUCGCGCUUUGGAUGCAAGGAGACGAUUCUCCAAGCUGCCCAUCUUGCGAGGAUACCCGGAUCCCACCCAAACUUUCUUCGUUAUAGGCACUGACGAAGUCAUCUCUCUCCUGGAUGGCUGGUCCGAGAAAGGAGGAGUGAAAAGAGACCAAUUAGAUGUCAAAUCACUGAAGCCAGAGCAGUUGGAGCGACUGUCCUUCCUAGUAGCAGGCGUUGGCGAUGGAAAACAUGCAUUCGGUACCUUGAUCGGUCUGAAAUUAGCCCGUGACAAGCUAUCGCGGGAAAAACAAGCACAUUUCAAGCCACAUCUCACCUUGUUAGACGUCCACCCCGCAACUGUGGCACGCAACAUCUUAUUCUUCAUGUUUUUGGAUCAGCUUCUAGAGGGCCAGCUUACUUCGACCGAACGUUUGGAAGUCAUGACUACGUUGUUCUACGUGUGUCUUGGCUGGGUAAUGCCAUCGUAUUGCUGGGAUAGGUUCCUUGCAUGUGUGGAGGAUCUCAAGAUCCGUCUCACGCAGACGCCUCCCAAGCUCCCGGGUUACAUCCACCUCUCCCUCGAUUCAAUCCCACCCAUUCUGAAAGCUCUCGAUUACUGGCUCAAGGUAUAUGUGCCUCCGGCCAAGUUUUGCGCCAAUAUCACGCACGUCACCGGAGCAGAGAAGAUUAGUCAAUUAGCGAACGUGGGUAUGCCCGGCCUGCCCAACCCGUAUCUCAUCCAACGACAAGACGUCCUUGAACGGAUCGGGAACCUACAACCUUCUGAAAUGAUGCCCAUGGCAGCAAAGCUUGGCCACCCUGACGUCAAAAACGAAACAGAGGCCCGGAAGGUUAUUGUGGAAAACCUGGACGAACUUGUCGAAAUCUUGACGAUGGAAGAAUUCGACAAGAACUUCCCGCUAGGUCUCAGUGAGGAAUCGAAGUGGUACAAGGAAACGAAGGCGUUUGUCCCACCUCGUGCAUUUUGGAGCCGACAUUCCGGCUUGGAGCAUUUUGGUCAGAAGUCUUUGACACGCGCAAAGCUGAAAGAGGCAGGUGCUUCGCCUUUGAAGAUCAUCGCGAAAUCCAUCCGCCAAACCUGGAAGUCUAAUAUGUGCACAGUGGACGGAGUUCAAUCAGACGAACUUACCGGCAUGGACUUGGACAUGCUCAUGACAGUUCAAUAUUUCGCCAACUUUCUCACUGAGCACAAACUAGGAGAGACAGUGGACAAAGAACUUAAAAAGGACUCGCCUUCUUUUGCAUACGCCGCUGCGUUCUUUGAAGCGGUUCUCGAUGCAAUCAGGACCUUACUCCCCAAUCUCAACAUUGAGUUCAUUAGCGGUGAAGUCCACCAAGAACUUGCCAAAAUUCGCUGGGGAGCAGAUACUCGCAAUCCUCGAUUCCCCAAAGACUUUACGCGUAUCUGGAUGAGCAACAUCCCCGACUACACCCAAGGUCAACUAAAUCUCACCACCUACGUCAUUCCCGCUUUGCAGCGGGACCUGCCCUCUGCAGUUGGGGCCAACUGUCUGUUCAAUAGCAACGUCUGGAAAAGCGACGAUGCGUACUGUUACAACUACACCAUGCUGUUCCCUCGUGACCUGGAACGUUAUCUCGGCUUGAAUACCCUCGAUGGCAGAGUCGUUUGGGAAAUCCUUUCCUUCGGGCCUAGCUUCAUCCCGAAGGCCCUGGCCACUUUGCCUACACGGGAGGAACUCCGCACCUGGCUGACGCGCCUUUUCCUUUCCAUCGUUCAUCCCGGAUAUGUCGAGCCUCGCCCCAACCUUGUUAAACUUCCCAGCACCUUGGUCGCCUUCGUCGGCCUCCUCGCAGAACUCAGCAACAUCGGUUACCCGUCACAUUGGAUCUCCGAAUUCCUUCAACUUGCCAUCACUAACAACCUGCAAGCCGACCACAAAGUAUUUCAAUCCAGGCUACCCCGACCUGUAACUGAGCGAGAUCAACUUGUCCCUUUGCAUCGCAUUCGAACGGACCCUUGGCUUCAUGAACUUGAAACCAUUCUGGCGAUCGCCAACGAAGGUUUGCCGUUCUCUGUUCAGAUGCCCGAAGGCCUGGCCACUCGCGACGAGGAGGUCGGAUAUUUCCAGGCAAAAGUAACGAGAGCAUUCACCUACGGAAUGUUCUACAACCGGGACGCUGUCGCUGCACUCGUCUUCUGGAAGAGGCCUGCCACGAUCAGGGGUUUGAUGCCCCAGUUACCCAAGCUGAUCCACAGAGAAGCGGAGAUUGCGCCUGUCGGCACUGUUGCCAUUUUCACCUAUCAAGACUACGUGGAUUUGACGAAGAAUGAGGUUAGGUGGAGGAUGGGCAAGUCGACCGCGAAGAAGAUGAUCCGGGAGCAGUGGAGUAUGGCAGUGGUCAGGAUGGACCUCAUGAUGGACAUCACUGAACCGUGUCCAGCCAGUCGAUGGAUCUCCCUUGCCUAA